Naegleria gruberi is the source of this 1374-nucleotide messenger RNA. Its product is annotated as small GTPase. Lineage: Eukaryota; Heterolobosea; Eutetramitea; Acrasida; Naegleriidae. Gene Ontology annotation, molecular function: GTP binding; GDP binding; GTPase activity. The record is from RefSeq and is a predicted model, not a curated record. The transcript is spliced from 2 exons. Gene Ontology annotation, biological process: signal transduction. Gene Ontology annotation, cellular component: plasma membrane. The coding region runs from base 22 to 885 and encodes 287 amino acids.
GAAUUAAUUUCCAAACAAUUCAUGCUUCGUUCUUUUUUGGAAAAGUAUUGGUCAAUUAUCUUGUAUUCAUAUAUUCACGUACGUUCCGAAAUAAAGGAUGGAAAGGAAAUAGUCAGUCCAGUUUGUCAGUGGAAUCACUGGCAUAAAAAGGAAGAAACUAUAAAGAAAUUAUCCAAAAAGUCCUACAAGAGAAUGUUUGCUAUUUUGCAUGAAGCUGAAAGGAGAAGGAAAGAAAAGGAGCCACAUCAUAAAGCCAAUGAAAAUAAGUUCAAGCUUUGCAUUACUGGUCCUGGUGGUUCUGGAAUUCAUUGCUUCAUCUAUAGAUACUUGUACGAUCGAUUUAUUGCUGAAUAUGAUCAUCCAAUUGAUGAAACAUUUCGUAGGAAUAUUCAUUUCAAUCAAAGACAGUUGAAAUUGGAAAUUUGGGAUAGUGGUUUUAGGCAUGAUUAUUAUUUAUAUGAUCAAGCAAAACUUAAAGGAGCAAGAGGAUACAUUGUUUUGUUUGCUGUGAAUAGCCAUACAACAUAUUUCGAUGUUUUUGAUAGAGUAAUCAGAUCAAUAGUUAAUAUUAAUGAUGAUGAAUCCGUUCCAAUAACUGUUUGCAUCAGUCAGAUCGAUCGUUUGAAAUCUGAUUCUACACUAAAUAUGCAACAAGUCAAGGGAAAAGUUAUUGAAAUUUUGACAAGUUAUGAUUGUUCGGAUUAUGAAAUAUUUGAAACAAGCAGUAAGGAAAAUAUUAAUAUUGAAACUGUAGUCGAUAGAACUAUCGAGAAAGGAUACUUUUUCAAUGGAUCUGAAUAUACCAAAAGGAGAGAAUUAUUAGAAAAGGUAGUCAAAAAAGAUACCAAAGUAUUCCAAUCUGAUGGUGGAUGUUUAUUAUCUUGAUUGCAUUGGAACAUACUUCAUUAAUACUCGGACUUGGAAUAAGCAGUGAAAGUUUACAGAUUAAUUUGGAAGAUACAUUCUCAAAGACAUGAUUAAUCAAUUGGAACCUAUGAGAAAUGAGGAAAUUACCAAACCUCAACCUUUCGUAGGUUAUGGACGAAACAUAAAUCGAGCAAUUAUUGGACUAGGUGAAGGAUCUAUUGGAAUUACAUGGGACUGAUGGCAGUUCAAGAUUGCACAUGAGUUGCAAGAAUAAUCGUCAUCAUGAUCAUUUAUUCCACAUGGUAAAAUGUUUAAUAUGGGAAUUAUGUUUCAAGCAACUUUUGGAGGAAAUUGGAGAAUUGAAUAUCAUGAUGUUACUGAAAUAUUUGUGUGUAGUGGAUGUCAACCUUAUAUUUCUAAUCAAACUUGUGGUGUAUUCAAUAACUUGUGGACUCAUGUUGUAUGAAAAAUCAAGGAUAACUAAUAAAUAGAAACAUAACAAGAAUU